Messenger RNA from Chaetura pelagica (chimney swift), 2104 nucleotides. RefSeq names its product golgi integral membrane protein 4 (gene GOLIM4). Gene Ontology annotation, cellular component: Golgi membrane; Golgi apparatus. The transcript is spliced from 16 exons. The record is from RefSeq and is a predicted model, not a curated record. The coding region runs from base 1 to 2094 and encodes 697 amino acids. Lineage: Eukaryota; Metazoa; Chordata; Aves; Apodiformes; Apodidae.
AUGGGCAACGGGAUGUGCUCCCGAAAACAGAAGCGGAUUUUCCAGAGCCUCCUGCUCUUGACGGUGGUGUUCGGGUUCCUCUACGGGGCGAUGCUGUACUACGAGCUGCAGGGCCAGCUGAGGAAGGCGGAGGCCACGGCGCUCAAGUACCAGCAGCACCAAGAGUCCCUCUCAGCUCAGUUACAAGUUGUAUAUGAGCACAGGUCAAGAUUAGAGAAGUCACUACAAAAGGAGAGACUUGAACAUAAGAAAGCAAAAGAAGAUUUUCUUGUUUAUAAACUAGAAGCACAGGAAACACUAAAUAAAGGAAGGCAAGACUCCAACAGCCGGUACAGUGCCCUGAGUGUGCAGCACCAGAUGUUGAAGAGUCAACAUGAAGAACUAAAGAAGCAACAUGCUGACCUUGAGGAAGAUCACAGAAAACAAGGAGAAGAAUUUAGCAGAACAUUCAACGAUCACAAGGAGCGUUACUUGCAACUGCAGCAGGAAAAGGAGCAGGAGAUCUCUAAGCUGAAGGAAUCCCUGUAUAACUUACGGGAGGAGAACAGACAGUUGAGAAAAGCUCACCAAGACAUUCACACCCAGCUACAAGAUGUCAAGCAACAGCAUAAGAACUUACUCUCCCAACACAACCAGCUUGUAGUGACUUUGGAAGACCACAAGAGUGCACUAGCAGCUGCACAGUCCCAGGUGGAGGAGUACAGGCAGCUGAAGGACACACUCAACAAAAUGCCAAGUUUCCGCCAGCCUGAGAAUUUGGAGCGACCAAAUGAGCAACAAGAGGUGCAGGCACCACCUCCCCACAGUGACCUCCCCGUGCCCCACGAAGCUGUGGCUGAAGAGCACAAAGAGAAUGAGAAGCCAAAUGAGAGAGAAGAAAUAAUGACCCAGGAAAAAGAUGACAGAGCUGAGCCUUUUCAUCUGCAAAGAAGGGCUGAGGAAGGCCAGCAUGCCAGGGAACUAAAUAUUCAGGAGCAACAAGAAGCUGGAGAGGAUGAAGAGCAACGUGUAGAUCAAGGUGAAGAAGAACGCAAAAAAGAACUUGAAGAGGAAGAAAUGGAGCAGGCAGGUCAGCCUGAGCACUUGGAGGAGGAGCAGGAUCAAGUUCCAGAAGAGCGUGAGUGGAAAAAAGAGGAACAGAAAGAAGAAGAAACCAACAUGUUGGGUGAUCACCUUCAUUCUGAGAUCACAUCAACAAAAGCUGCAACAAAAAGACACAAGCCAGUCUAUGAACGGCAACUGGAGCAGCAACAUCUUGCAGCCCAAAGAGCAGAUCAAGCCCAUCAACUGCCAGAGCAUCAGGCCUCACUGCAGCAGCAGAGGCUGCGGGAACAGCUCCUAGGGCAGCAGCAGCUUCAAGAAAAAGAGCUUCAGCUGCAGAAGCAGGAAGAACAAGAAGAAAAACUCUAUAAAAAACAGCUCAGCCAGCAGGCUCAUUAUGAUAACAUGGACCAUGAUAUUGUACAAGGGGAAGAAGAGCAAGGUAUUCAGGAAGAGGAGGGAGGUUAUGAACGUGACAACCAGCACCAAGAUGAAGGUGAAGAGGAUGAUCAAAAUCAUGCAAAUGAGCAGCAGGAACCAGAACAUCAGGGAGAAGACCAGCAGGCUGAUGAAUUGAAGGCUGCCAUGGAAGAUGUGAAUCCUGCUGAUGACCCUAACAAUCAGGGAGAAGAUGAAUUUGAAGAAGCUGAGCAAGAGAGAGAAGAAAAUCUGCCAGAUGAAAAUGAAAAGCACAAGCAGACCAGUCAGAAACAAGGGCAUCCAGGAAUGGAAGAGCACCUAGUGAUGGCAGGAAAUCCUGACCAGCAGGAGGAUAAUGUGGAUGAACAAUAUCAGGAAGAAGGAGAAGAGGAGAUCCAAGAAGAUCUGACUGAAGAGAAGAAACGAGAACUGGAACGCAACCCUGAAGAGCCAUAUGGUGAAAAUGAGGACAAUGCAGAUGAAAAGAAUAAUGGAGGGGCAGACCAAGAGCAAGAAAUGCAAGAAGAGAACAACCAGAAAGAAGUUCAUGAAGAAAACUAUGAGGAGGAAGAGGAGGAGGAAGAGGAAGGCAGAGCUGUUGCAGCAAAAACUCGGAGACGAGGGGAGAUGUAAUCCUUUUUGG